This is a messenger RNA of Klebsormidium nitens, 1126 nucleotides long. Lineage: Eukaryota; Viridiplantae; Streptophyta; Klebsormidiophyceae; Klebsormidiales; Klebsormidiaceae. The record is from the annotation of a GenBank genome assembly.
AGGGCAUCAGAACUGAUCAUGUCAGUGAAUUUUGAAGGAAGGGAGGCUGGAGCUUUGAAAGGUCUUCAGAUCUGUUGCAGAAGGUCAAAGUUCAGCAAGUGGUUUUGUGCGGCCUAGCAGGUUUGCCUCUUUCAAUUGCGGCACCAAUAUCCUGUCCAAUCUGCUGAUUAGAACCACUCUCUAAGCCCCUGAAGAGGAAGAGCUGAGCUACUUCUGUUGCAAGUUUCGGCUGCUUCCGGCCCGCUCCCGGUUGCAAUCGACAAUUAGUUGCCAGUAAACUGCCUUACAAUUUCGGAACAGCUUCUGCGUUCUUACCUGCAACUUCGGGAGCCAUCUUCGGUGCCAUCAUGUCUAGGCAAAGAAAAGGCACUCCUGCCCCAAUUCAAGAAAGGGUCUCGUACCAUGAGUCCGACGAACCAAUGGCGAGGUCAAAAGAGGAAGAGGAGGAAGACAGGAAGCUCUUGUUUAACGGGGAAGCGAUGCAAGCAAACAUACGGAGCGUGAAUUUCAGUCGGACCUUUCUAUCGCUAGUAGCGGGGGCUGUGGCAGGGAUCUUGGGGUUAAGGGGGAUUCCUGGAUUCCUCUUUUACUUCGUCAUCAUGGCGGCACAGUCGGGAACGCUCCUCCUGAAGGCCAAGCUGAACGCUGCAGUCUACUUCCUGUCGCUACAAGCAGUGGUCUUCGACGGGAUACUUCCAAACGUGUUGUUGUUUGUACUGUUUUGGACUCUCAUAUACGAUUACGUCCACAUUUUCUAAUGGAAGACUUAGCACACAAGGACCAGUCGGCGUGGUCAUGUACCAAGGUGUCUGGUUUUUCUCCCGGGGAUGUACCUCGUUCUUCACGCUCGGAGCAGGAUGGACGCUGUUCAAAAGUUGACUUUCUGGGCGUUAAUCCUACCAAAGACUCAUUCCAGGGGGGGCCCCUGUGCAAGUGCGUGGCCGGUCGAAUUGUUUGACGACUGUAGUACCUAGGACAUGCAGCUGAAGAAUCUAUGUGCGUGAUGAAUUCAGCCACAUGACAGAAGCAUAUGACAGUCGCAUGAGCUCAACGCUUGUUGGACGAAGUUAACCGAACGAAUCAAAGUGUUUUCGAUCGUUGAAUGGAAAAUUGAACUUUUCGCAGC